Molecule: messenger RNA, 345 nt
Organism: Tetrahymena thermophila SB210
Lineage: Eukaryota; Ciliophora; Oligohymenophorea; Hymenostomatida; Tetrahymenidae
Exons: 3
Source: RefSeq, a predicted model, not a curated record
AUGUCUAGAAAGAACAAUAAAGCAAAGAAACUAAAACGUAUAGAAUAGUUGAGAUAAAGAGAAACUGAAUAAGAAAAAAAGAAAGAGCAAAUCCAAAAAAAUAGAAAACUAAAAGAAUAAGAAAAGGAAGCUGAAUAAAUUCUUGAUAAAAUUGGUAUCAAUGAAGAUGAUGAAUGGUAAGAUGAAUCUGCUAGCGGAAUGGAAUAAGAACACAAUCACCAAGCUGCUUAAAAGUAAAAGAAAAUUAAAAAGACAAGAAAGGAUGUUGAAAACGAAAAGAAAAAAAUGAGAAAGUAAAAGAAAAAACCUGUUAUUGUUUAUGAUGAUUAAGAAAUGGAUGAUUGA